UUGUCAGUUUACAAUUACGUGCAUUAUUUCGCUCGCUAUAUUUUCGUGCUCUGUGGUUAUAAAAGUAAAAAGAGCCUAAAUAAGGAGCCUAAUAUUCGGGAAUAUAUGAAUUAAGUGUUAGAGUGAAAGUGUUGAAGUGAAAAGGUGUACGGCAGAAAUAAUUAAUUUAUCCAAGAGUGAGAUUAUUUUCUUGAAAAGUCCUUUAUAUCAGAGUCAAAGCACAGUGUAGAUUUUUUGUAUGGAACCGGAUAAUAUGUUAAAAGAGACGAAUAACCAACCACAGACUUCUGUUUUUGGUUUUGAGGUUUACCCAGAGGGCAACAUGUAUUCAAGUAUAUAUUCAUCAUCUCCCCAACAUAAUUUGGGAUUAAAUUAUAAUAUAAAUUCAUGUGUUCAGUUUUCAAAUCCUAUGUUGGCCAAUUAUGUACCAUCCAAAUCUACAGCACCUACUGGUAAUCCACAGGUUCCUUCUUCAUUCAAUUUUGGUAGUCCAGACACCCCACUAGGCUAUAACCCAUUUGCAACUCAAUCUUUUUGCAAUCAGUUGGCUGAACACAAAAUCAUGUUGGGCAAGAGGAAAACAGAUUCUCCUCCGCUGCAGCCAUGUAAACAACUUAUUACCGAAGAGAAAAUGGCAGAACAUAUGUCUAAACUUCAUAUAAGUUCAGAGACAGCGACUUCAAUCCUAGAGCCAGAGUCAGUAAAAAAUAAAAGGCUUUAUAUGUGCGAGGAAAUGCGAAAGUUGCAAGCAGAACCCAUUAUUCCUCCAUCAUUAAUACCUGGAAUUCCUCAGCCGUGUACUGCCUUAGUUUUGUGGCAGCCUUCACCAACAAAGAAAUUGCCAGUUAUAGAGGAGCCCAGUAGCUCAAAGGAGGAAGAUGAAAACGAACCAUCAAAGAAUUUAGAUAUACAAUUUAUAGAAACCGUAGAAACAAAUAACGAUUUGUUAGGUGGCGACAUGGAUUUGGAUUCAUAAUAAAGUAUUUGGAUUUAAGAUAAGAGCUGCAACAAUUAGUGUGACGUAAAAGAAAAUUUGUGUAUUUUGCCAUGAACUUAAACAAGGUCCAUGCUUAAAUGAGAAUUACAUUUUUGAUGAUGAUGAGAUUUACAUUGCAAACGUUAUGUUUAAAAUAAAGUUUGAACAUAAUAUUUAAAAUAAGAUUUUAUACUAAACUUAUUAGGUUGUAUUUUUUAAAUACUUGUAACCAUAAUAUAAUUAUGUAAAUUGUUUAUACUAUCCGACGCGUAUUUUUAUUGGAGAGAAUUAUUCUUAAUGUAAUUUUUAUAGGGUUAUCGCAAGCUCAGUGAUAUAAUGCAAGUAAAAAAGUUCUCUAAUUUAACAUGUUUUCCUUUUAUAAGAUUUUUUAUAGAACGCGAAACCUAUCUUUUUAAAAAAUGUGUAACAGAACUUCUAAAAGGUUCAAGAAAAGACUAAAGCCUCACAUCUGUUAGAAACACACUGGUGCUAACAGACGUCUCGUGUGCAAUUUAAGACCCAAUGAUUUUCAGAAAAAAAAAUAUUGAAUACAAGAUACAGUCUAAGGUUUAAAAAAAAUAGAAAAGCAUUGGUUCAGUUUUAUUUAUUCUAUGGUUAUCUUGCUAAUUAAAAACUCAACUAUUGUAUUUUAACACGUAUACGAGGUGACUGGUAGUUCGAUAAAUUCCUUUGGAGAUGUGAUAGGGAAAGGGGUAAGAAGUUAAUGGAACCCUAAUAUGCAUUAUGCAAAAGUUGAUAGUUUUUGAGAUAGUCAAUUUUUUUUUCUCCAAAAGAUAGACCUUAAUGGUUUAAAAGUAAAUUUUCAGAAAAUCUGCUGUACAUAUUUUAAAACUUUGAAUCAAAACACAUGUCUGAUGCCGAUAAAUUCUGAUGCCGAAAAUAGACCUUUUUUAACCGACAUUUUGUGGACGGACGGGAUCAAAAGUUAGUCAUGAGGGAAUUACAAGUUUUCCGAGAGAGAGAGAAAAUCCCCGUUUAAAAAGAGAAACUCAUUUUCAAACAAAGUUUUCUCUAAAUGUCUGGAUGGGACUUAUU
Messenger RNA from Anthonomus grandis grandis, 2032 nucleotides. RefSeq lists its product as uncharacterized. The transcript has 3 exons. The coding region runs from base 239 to 976 and encodes 245 amino acids. The record is from RefSeq and is a predicted model, not a curated record. NCBI's taxonomy places the organism in Eukaryota, Metazoa, Arthropoda, Insecta, Coleoptera, Curculionidae.